CUCAGGCUUUUAUUAAUAUAUACAGCUGAGAAAAUGAAAGACCUGCAGUGUUUAGCCUCCACCUGACUUGGUACAUUGGAAAUAUUAGAGUUCAAACAAAGAAAGUUAAGGAAUCCAACUAUUUAGUUCCAAGAUUGACUUUUUCAUGCCAUGUUUCUUUCCAGUGCCUUAACCUAGGUUCGGUGAAGCCAGCCUGUCAACUGGGAAGUCAGACCACGGAGUUCUGGUCUGGUAUCUAAGCAUACUGAAAACAAGUGGGGAACCAAUUCCUCCACCUUUAGUUCUACUGCAGCUAUAGUGUGGUGCAGAGUAACAAGCAAACCUGUUCUAGUCAGAGGCUACCAGACGCAAUCUCGUUUGUGGAGGAUUUGCAAUGCAUUUUCAAUAAGCUUCCCCUCCAAACCUGCUUAUUUACAAUCCUUUCCUUAAAAAACAAAAACAAAAAACCCUCUUUUUCCAAAAUGGUAAGAAACCCAAUCCAAACACUUUUCUGAAGGACACACAAUAUUCCAAGCGAAGUCCUCCUGUUUUCCUUCAGCUGCUCAUUUAGACUGCAUGUCAGGAUACAGGAUGCCGGAGCACACUCACAGAGUACUAGCUUUUUUUUCUUUCCCCAAGGUCCCCUGGUUGCCAUCGUGUGUGAAAUAUACGGAGAGAAAACUGCCUCCAUUCUUGGGGCUGUUCUUGUUUCUGGUGGAUAUCUGAUCAGCUGCCAGGCUACAAGCAUUCCCUUUCUUUGUGUGACUAUGGGACUUUUACCUGGUAAGUCAACUGUAAAAAGGCUAUAAAAAGGGAACUCGGAACCUUCCCUUUUCCUGUCCAUGGGCCCAAAAGGCCUAGUUUCAUGGUCUUGAGUCCAGGAGAGUAUCUGGUCUGGUAUAAGGGACUUCAUGUAAGUGAUUCCAAGCUCUAUUAUGUUUUUCUUUUUAGGUCUGGGCUCCUCUUUCUUGUACCAAGGAGCAAUAACAGCAAUUAGCAAAUAUUUCAAAAAUCGAUUAGCGCUUUCUACGGCUAUUGCCCGGUCAGGGAUGGGACUGACAUUUCUCUUGACACUUUUUACAAAAGUCCUGAUAGAUCUAUAUGACUGGAAAGGUGCCCUUAUAUUAUUGGGAGCCAUCACACUGAAUUUGGUGCCUUCGAGUAUGCUCUUGAGACCCAUCUACAUCACAAGCAAGAACAAUUCUGAUAGGAAAGAUAAAGGUAGCAGAAUGUCUCCAAGUGAUCCAGAGGCAGAGUGCGGGCCAGACACGUCACACUGCAAUGAGACACAGGAGUCUCCCUUCAGGGACAGUACUAUGCAGAAGGCUGGACAAGCUGGUACAAGUUUAAUAGACUCCCAAUACCAAAAUGAAGAGGUCAACAACAGGCUAAGCAGGAAGAGACUGUUCCUAAUAACUAAUGAAGAAAGUUUCAAGCAAAAGGCUACUUUGUGGAGCUGUAAACAAAAUCUUUGUGAUGUUUCUCUUUUAAAGGAUCCUUUCUUCUGCAUAUUUACCUGGUCUUUUCUCUUCAGUCACUUGGCAUAUGUGAUCCCUACCUUCCACCUGGUAGCCAGAGCCAAAACACUGGGGAUUGACAUGAUGGACGCCUCCUACCUCAUUUCUGUAGCUGGUAUCACUGAGGGAGUCAGUCAGAUUCUCUGUGGAUGGGUUGCUGAUCGAAACUGGACCAAAAAGUAUCAUUACCACAAGUCUUACCUCAUGCUCUGCGGCAUCAUUAACCUGCUUGCUCCAUUAGCCACCACAUUCUCACUACUUAUGGCCUAUACCGUCUUCUUUGCCAUUUUCUCUGGUGGUUACCUGGCACUGAUGGUUCCUGUACUGGUUGAUCUGUCGACAAGUUGUAUAAUACACAGGUUUAUGGGACUUGCCAGUUUCUUUGCUGGGAUAGCUGUCCUUUCUGGAUCACCGAUAGCAGAUGCCAUUCCUUCCUUGCAGGCUGGUUAUACGAUUACACCCAGACGUACGAUGGCUCCUUCUACUUCUCUGGCAUAUGCUAUCUCCUUUCUUCAGUUUCCCUUUUCUUUGUACCACUGGCUGAGCGAUGGAAAAGCAGAGUGACCAGAAGGAGAGACGACUGCAAUCAAGUGUGAGCUUAACAAAAGAAAAGCUAAACUAGUAAGUCAUUGGAAACAAAAGAAAACCUACAGGAAUAAGUCACUUGAAACAAAAGCUCAGAACAGUUUCCUCACUUGUAAAAUAAGAAGGCAAACCAAAUAGUUUUUAAGGUUCCCCUUUCCUUUGGCAUUCUGAAGAAUGUCUAACUGGUGGUAAGGAAGGGGGAAUAGAAACUGAAAUUAUGCCAUUUGUUAGUAUUUAGGUUAUAAUUUUAAUUAGUUAAAGCAGCUACCUUAGGUAUUAAAUGAAAAUCAGAAUGUACUGUAAUAAACUCUCAAUUGUGCAUGGUAAUUCAGUCAAUAAAAUAUGUGAUGACAGAAAAGCAUUUUCCUUACUUUAAGGAAGUAUUUUAUAUAUAUAUAUAUAUAUAUCUCACCACUGGUUGACCAGAACUCUGGAAUCUGAAAGAAUAUUAAAAUCUUGUUUAGUGGCUACGAUGUUAUAUACCCCCAAAAAGUUCAUCUUUGCUUACUGAUUAGAAGUUUUCUUUGCAUUACUUUGUUUCUUAAAUUUUCUAUAGUAAAUGUGUAUUGCUAUGUAAUAAAAAAUAAAUAAAAAUUGCUCAAAAAAUACCAUUUAUUUCAAGAUCAUUUGAAUAGUAUUCCUGCCCAACAUUACUUUUCAAACAUUAUUCUUCACUACAUCUAAUCAGCUAAAAAUAUUCAAGCUAAAUAUCUAUGAAAGUUGAAUAGGUGGCUUUUAAUGGGAGAUAUCCUUAAACUAAAAGAUGUUUCUUACAUAUGGAAAUAUUAUGUUAACCAAGUAAUAAUGUAACUUAGACUACGAAAUUACAUGUCAAUAGAGAGCCCUUCAUUACUCGAUUUAAGAAGGGAAAAGCACCAGCGUUCUCUGUCACACCGACCUCAUUCGGCACCCCCCUCCGAAUGCUCCUUUAAACUGCUAGUGCUGUCAUCAUCACAUCCUCCCAUUCGCUUCUGCUUUAAAAUAGCUGUUAAUUCCCUAGAGAAAAGUCUUAAACUGAAAGCCUGGUGUUCGCUCCAAAAUGCUCCGCGCUCCCACUCCCUGUGGAUGCCUUUGCGCAGGGUCAGCUACUCUCUUGCCUCCCGCCCCCUCCCCCACCCCAGGCAGUCUCACUUAUCCAGCCCAAUCUGACUCACUCAAAGGCCACCUCCUCUGGAAAACUCUCCCUGGCAUUAAGGCGGUCUCUUGGGGGAACCCAUCUAACUUUUAACAGAGUGCUAUGUGAGCUUACAUGUCAACCAUCUCCAUCAGUC
Messenger RNA from Miniopterus natalensis, 3352 nucleotides. NCBI's taxonomy places the organism in Eukaryota, Metazoa, Chordata, Mammalia, Chiroptera, Miniopteridae. The record is from RefSeq and is a predicted model, not a curated record.